AAGAAGGCAUCGAUCAUGGAAGGCACCUCCUCCCUCACGCGCUCCCUCUCCCUCGCGCCCCGCCCCCGCCCCCGCCGCCCACGCGCCGCGAAAUCCCAUUGCAUGCCCACCCUCUCCCCCGCGCCCCGCGUCCUCCCGCUCCGUCGCGCCAGAUCCGACGCCGACCUUCUUCUCGGACCCAUCACCGCCGCCGCCGCGGCAUCCUCCGCGACCGUCCUCCUCCGCUCGCCCAGCUCACUGGCUCUCGAGGAGAGGGACGACACGCCGAUGGAGGGCUGCUUCGACGGCGCCGGCGGCAAGGGCAACAACAACAACAGCUCCGGCCGCGGCGGGAGCGGGGGCGGUGGCGGAGGCAGCGGGAGCCAGAGCGCCGGCAUGGGCGAGCACUACCGGAGGGUGCUGCGUCUGGAGCCGGACAACCCGCUGCUGCUGCGCAACUACGGCAACUACCUCCACGAGGUGGAGCGCGACCUGGCGGGCGCCGAGGAGUACUACGGCCGCGCCCUGCUCGCCUGCCCCGGCGACGCCGACCUGCUCAGCCUCUACGGCCGCGUACUCUGGGAGGCCGACCAGGACAAGGACCGCGCCGACGGGUACUUCCAGCGCGCCGUACAGGCCGCGCCCGACGACUGCUAUGUGCUGGGAUCGUACGCGAGCUUCCUGUGGGACGCCGACGAGGACGACGAGGAAGCCAGCACGGCGGUGACGACCAGUGGCUCCCCGGCGCUGGUGCCGGCGUGCUGACCCUGGCCGUCGUCCUGCGAUCGUCGAUGGCGCGCAGUCCUGUUGUACUAUACUGUACGUAUGAGGAGGGCCGUGAUGGCGGGUUAGCCAGCGACCUCCUCGCCCAUGCGGCUUGGCGGCCGGAUCGAUCCAGGAGUAAUGACCUGCACCGAGAAACAGAUCGGUGGUGCAUACGGCAUGCCAUUGCAGGCAACAAGUCGACGGACGUGAAUGGAUCAACGGAUCCGCGUCGCCUGAGGCAACUACUUACUACUCUACUGAAGUUCUUUCCUGCUAGUAUCAACAAUCUCCUACGACUACUUAAUUAACCUUUCUUUGCACUAAUGAUGCUAUAGAGCGAGCUUGUUAUCUGUUUAAUUACUGAGCUGCUCGAGCUGAUCGGCUGAUGCCUCCCCAAUGUGUAAUUCCAAUCACCAUACCGAGAUCGGGCCAAUCUUUGCUUUGUUGAUCUGUCUGGUUGUAUUCACCCAAGAGCAAUAAGAAUCAAUCUAUAUAUGUUUAAUUAUGAACCAGCUGAAUCACACUGGUCAUUUAGUUUUC
Messenger RNA from Lolium perenne, 1284 nucleotides. RefSeq lists its product as uncharacterized. Gene Ontology annotation, molecular function: protein binding. NCBI's taxonomy places the organism in Eukaryota, Viridiplantae, Streptophyta, Magnoliopsida, Poales, Poaceae. The record is from RefSeq and is a predicted model, not a curated record.